AUGUUUAAACGUCAUAUUAGUAUAACUAGCUGUCUAUAUUCGAUACCAAAGAAGAAUAAAUUACCACCAAGGCCAAAAUGGUUGAUUAAAGAAGAUGAAAUAAAGGAGAAAUUUUUGAAAGGUGGUUCAGGACCAGGUGGUCAAAAGAUUAAUAAAUGUAAUUCAAAAGUACAAUUAACUCAUAUACCAACUGGUAUAGUUGUUACAUGUCAAGCAACAAGAUCACAACAACAAAAUAGAGAUAAAGCAAGGGAAUUACUAGCUUUGAAAUUGGAUGAUUUAUAUAAUGCAGAAAACAGUAGGAACAAUAUAAUACAUGACAGACAAUUGAAAUUAAAACAAAGUAAAGCGAAAAAGGCAAAUCGAAAGUAUAAGAAACUCGAAGAAGAGAAAGACACACCAUCUACACCAGAAGAAGUCAUAAUGGACCCAGAUCAAGAAUUUGAUGAAUUUAUUAAAUCAGCAAAAGUUGAUGUUUAA
Molecule: messenger RNA, 480 nt
Organism: Insectozyma verbasci
Lineage: Eukaryota; Fungi; Ascomycota; Pichiomycetes; Serinales; Debaryomycetaceae
Source: the annotation of a GenBank genome assembly